Molecule: messenger RNA, 2925 nt
Organism: Phialemonium atrogriseum
Lineage: Eukaryota; Fungi; Ascomycota; Sordariomycetes; Cephalothecales; Cephalothecaceae
Product: nipped-B-like protein B
Exons: 2
Coding region: 142-2739 (865 amino acids)
Source: RefSeq, a predicted model, not a curated record
CGUUAUCACCACGUCUUGCUUCUCCUGCGACUGCCCGAAACAUUGACGGCGUACGAAACGCUUCAUCUGUCGGGAUUGCCAUCCCACCACUCCAACCCCCCCAUACAGCUCGUCCACGGGUGGCCACCUCACCCCAUAGGCAUGACAGCCCAAAACGGCAGCGCUACCACGACCGCCGCAAGCAUCGAGCCAGUCGACGCCCUCGCACGCCAGCUUUACCACGGGGCGCGCACCGCCGGACCAGACUUCACCGACGUUGCGACAGCCGUUCGCGCGCUGCAUACCGUACUCAAGCAUCUCCGCGCCGAGGCUGAGGACCCAGAUAGCCUGCUAAAUUCGGUUGGCCCGCAUGGCGACGGCGAGAACAACCAGUACGCUCGCCAGCUAACACCCAUUGUUGAGGACAGCGACUUCACCCUCAAGCAGCUCGACACCAUCCUCCAAAAGUAUGGCAAUGUCGGGGAGAGCGCCGACGGCAGAGAUGCCGAGGUCCAGGGAACAGAUGAAUCCCGGAGUAACAGCAAUAUGGGGUCGAGAGAGAAGGAUAUGGUGGCCUUGAUCAGGACAAAGCUGGCGAACCAGAAGACAAACAUCGACCUCUUCCUCGAUACGAUCCAGUUGCACAACCCUGUCAAGUCCCGCGGUGUGCUAGAAAGCGCGGAUGAUCAGCAGCUGGACUCGAUCAAGGACAAGGUCGACGCGAUCGCGGCGAAGUUGUUCCACAGGAGAGACCCGGCGGGCAGCGAGGACGAGGAGGAACUCUGGCAACAGUUCCGAACCGAGCUGGAGAAUUCGGGCUUUUCAAGCGACGUAUUACGGAGGAAUAAGGAGGUUCUCCGAGCCUACAUUCGCGAGCUCGAGUCCCAAGGCCUACUUGAUAACAGCGGCACUCCGCCAUCUGCUCAUGGCCUCCCCAGCUACACUCCUGCGCCAGUCCCCAACAUGUCCAUUACCCCAGCCUCCUACCCCGGCAACGAGAACAUGGAUCCGAAGGAGAGCUUUCGAAGUAUCGACAACGAGAAAUUCUCACCAUUGGUCAAGCAAGGCCGCAACGCCGUUGAUCAGGUGCCCCCGCCGUUUGAUCAUGGAGUUCCCCAGUCGCUUCAACCCUAUCACCGUUCGCAGCCACCAGCAUUGUAUAAUCAGGAUACUGGCCUCAGCUACGAGCCAUAUCCGUCGCUUCAUUCCUCCGACUCCGACUCGGAUUCAAACUCGCAUACCUCGCCGAGAUUAACACUCAUCUCCACGCGGGACUUGCUCGCCCACGACCAAGCCAGCCUCAUGGCAGCCCGGAUGGCUGGCGUGCACCUUUCGCCAAGCUACCCACCCAACUAUGGCUUCUCUCCCGGGACGUCCCCGAGUGGAAGACGCCUGCCUCCAUCGCACCAGCCGCUCCAGAUUGCCGGCAGCGCACCGCCCACACUCCCGCCUGACCACCAGCUCUCCUCCUCGCCGGUCACUCAGCAGCUUCUCAGCUCGUCGCCUCGCUAUGUCCCGCCCGUGCAAGCGUAUCCCGGCGCUCUCUCGCCAACAUCGGCUCCCAUGACACCUCCCCCGGUGUACGGCGCCAGUCCGACGUCCCCCUCCUCAGCCACCUUUGCAAGCUCGGCGCCACCAGCUGGCGUGCCUCCCAUGUACUACGGGCCGCGGCAGCCUGGCCGUCUGGCGCCUGAUAGCCAGGGCAACGACAUCCCCCCCGACGCCAAGUGGACCAGGAUCAACCGCAAUAAGGUCUCGCCGGUGGUUCUCGAGAGGGCCGGGGUGCGGUACGAAGCACGGCCGGACUUCGUCGCCGUGCUGGGCAUCCUCACCCGGGAACAGAUCGAAGAGUACGCGCAGCAAAGCGCCGAGGUGCGGAAUUCCCGGCGGGCCGCCAACGGCGAUGCAGCCCACGCCCACGACGACAAGGACCGCGGGACUGGCGGGAGGAGGCACUACCCAGUCCGCCACCAUUCGCCCCGCCACAACGAGACAUACUACGACCGCGAUCUCAGGCGGCGCAGGCACGGCGCCGCCGCCCCCGCCAGCGACUCCGACUCCGACGUUCUGUGGGACGAGAGCGACACCACCGAGGACGAGCGCGACUCCGGGAAGCGGCGGUACCCGUCCAACCGGGACCGCGACCGUAACCGGUACACGCGCAGGGCGGCCGACGAGAAGGACCGCGACACCGAGAAGGGCGGCGACGACGACGAUGACAACAACAACAGGAGCGGCACCAAGGUGUACCCCGUCAUCGUGCCGGGGCCAGGCAGCAAGGCCAGCCCGGCCAGCACGGUGCAGCCGAAGCCGAUCCUGAAGAACCGCAACGUGAACCACGUGCGGUUCGACGAGAACGGGCCCCGCGAGAUCUCGCCCGAGGAACUGGCCUCGGGGCGGUCGCCGCGCUCGAGGGACUCGGGCAGGCACAGCAGCAGCAAGGAUGACCGCGGCGACCGGGAUGGGGAGCGCCGGCGGAGAGAUCGCGACGGGGCCAAGGAUAGGGACAGGGAUAGGGACAGGGAUCGUGACCGCGAUAGAGACAGGGACCGAGAUCACUCUCGCCGAUACCAUGGGCGAGACCGGGACCAGUAUCGGGACCGGGACCGGGCCCGCGACCGGGACCGGGACCGAGAUUCGCGCCGGGACGAGCGGCCAGCCAAGAAGAGCACCUUCCGGGAGACCAUCGGCGCCGCCGGUAUCGGUAGCGCCGCUGCUAGUCUGUUCACCGUCCUGACUGAGGCCGCGGCCGACCUGUGAUCGCACGCGCCAGACGAACAGAGACAAGGACUUCCCCAGCGGCCGAGUCUAUUGUGUGUAUGAUUCUGCUAGGCGAGGCUCAAACUGACCUGCCUGUGGACGGUUAGUACGAAUGGUGACACUGGAGAAAGCGGGUGGUCGAGGAGGAUGUUUUACACGGGUCCCAGAUUUGCAGGGAGCUUAGGA